UCACUUACAGACAUUUUACCCCACAUCGGUUACUUACCUUACUGGGGCGGUGGGAGAGCCAGGGGUAGCCUUCCAAUGCGAUGACCGGCGGAGGCGGGAGCCAACUUGUUAGGCCUGUGGCUGAGACGCUGCGGGGCGGGUUAUGUGGUGUCCUCCAAUGAGACAGGAAGAGCUUCCCCGCUUCCUCCAAUAGCGUUGUGGCUCGGGGGUGGGCUUCAGCAGUCUGUCUCCAAUAGGCGGGGUUGAGUUAGGGACGCUCCCCGCCAAUAGGGGCGUGGAGAAGGUGAGCUGCUCCCCCUCCCCUCCCAGUCGAGGGGGAAGGGGCGGGAAGUCAUAAGGCAGGGCUCGGUGAUUGGCUCAGUCUUUGACGGGCGGGUAUUGCGUCCUGUGUUGGAACGAAGCUGAGUCUUCCCCCUGCGGGGCGGGGUCGGGGGAGUGGGCGGGAUUUCCCGGGUAACAGAGAAGCGGCCGCGGCGGUAGAGGCGGCGGAGACGGUUUCUCCAUCUUCCCCCCUCCCCUUCCCCCCUCGGAGUUUCCCUCCCUCCCUCCCUCCCUCCUUCCCAGUCUGGGCACCGGGGCCUGUGACCGCUUCGUUAGCGGAGAGGUAGCUGGCAGUCCGCUUCGGCGGGCCUGUGCCCCGCGCCGUUCUCAGGGCCUCCCUGCUGAGCUCGCGGCUCACGCCGAGAGGGACACGCAGUGACGAGCGGCCGAAGCAGCUUUGCGGUUUUGUAGUGCAUCCCUGAGCAUGAGUGCAGAAUGAAGCGGCGUUUGGAUGACCAGGAGUCACCGGUGUAUGCAGCCCAGCAGCGUCGGAUCCCUGGCAGCACAGAGGCUUUUCCUCACCAGCACCGGGUGCUUGCCCCUGCCCCUCCUGUGUAUGAAGCAGUGUCUGAGACCAUGCAGUCAGCCACGGGAAUUCAGUACUCUGUAACACCCAGCUACCAGGUUUCAGCCAUGCCACAGAGCUCCGGCAGUCAUGGGCCCGCCAUAGCAGCAGUUCAUAGCAGCCAUCAUCACCCAACAGCUGUGCAACCCCAUGGAGGCCAGGUGGUCCAGAGUCACGCUCAUCCAGCCCCACCAGUUGCACCAGUGCAAGGACAGCAGCAAUUUCAGAGGCUGAAGGUGGAGGAUGCGCUGUCUUAUCUUGACCAGGUGAAGCUGCAAUUUGGUAGUCAGCCUCAGGUCUACAAUGAUUUCCUUGACAUCAUGAAGGAAUUUAAAUCUCAGAGCAUCGACACCCCAGGAGUGAUUAGUCGUGUGUCCCAGCUAUUCAAAGGCCACCCCGAUCUGAUAAUGGGAUUCAACACCUUCUUGCCCCCUGGCUACAAAAUUGAGGUGCAGACCAAUGACAUGGUGAAUGUGACAACUCCUGGCCAGGUUCAUCAGAUUCCCACCCAUGGCAUCCAGCCCCAGCCUCAACCACCACCCCAACAUCCUUCCCAGCCUUCAACCCAGUCGGCCCCAGCUCCUGCCCAGCCAGCUCCUCAGCCCCCACCUGCCAAAGUCAGCAAGCCCUCCCAACUACAAGCACAUACUCCUGCCAGUCAGCAGACUCCCCCACUUCCACCGUAUGCAUCCCCACGUUCUCCGCCGGUCCAGCCUCACACACCAGUGACAAUCUCAUUGGGAACGGCCCCAUCCUUGCAGAACAAUCAACCUGUGGAGUUUAAUCAUGCCAUCAACUAUGUUAAUAAGAUCAAGAACAGAUUCCAGGGCCAACCAGACAUCUACAAAGCAUUCCUGGAGAUUUUGCACACAUAUCAGAAAGAGCAGAGAAAUGCCAAGGAAGCUGGAGGAAACUACACUCCAGCGUUGACAGAGCAGGAGGUGUAUGCCCAGGUUGCUCGUCUCUUUAAAAACCAGGAAGAUUUGUUGUCAGAGUUUGGACAAUUCCUACCAGAUGCCAACAGCUCCGUGCUUUUAAGCAAAACAACUGCUGAGAAGGUUGAUUCUGUGAGAAAUGAUCAUGGAGGCACUGUCAAGAAGCCCCAACUGAACAACAAGCCGCAGAGACCCAGCCAGAAUGGCUGCCAGAUCCGCAGACACCCUACAGGAACCACGCCUCCAGUGAAGAAGAAACCCAAACUGCUCAAUCUAAAGGAUUCUUCUAUGGCAGAUGCCAGCAAACAUGGUGGUGGAACAGAAUCGUUAUUUUUCGAUAAGGUCCGAAAGGCUCUUCGGAGUGCAGAAGCCUAUGAAAAUUUCCUGCGCUGUCUUGUUAUUUUUAACCAGGAGGUGAUCUCUCGUGCUGAGCUUGUGCAACUAGUUUCUCCUUUCCUGGGGAAAUUCCCUGAGUUGUUUAAUUGGUUUAAAAACUUUCUGGGCUAUAAGGAGUCUGUACAUCUGGAAACUUAUCCAAAGGAACGAGCUACAGAGGGCAUUGCUAUGGAGAUAGAUUAUGCUUCUUGUAAACGAUUGGGCUCCAGCUAUCGAGCCUUACCAAAGAGUUACCAGCAGCCCAAGUGUACAGGAAGGACUCCUCUCUGUAAAGAGGUUUUAAAUGAUACCUGGGUUUCCUUCCCUUCGUGGUCUGAGGACUCCACCUUUGUGAGUUCCAAGAAGACUCAAUAUGAAGAACAUAUUUAUCGUUGUGAAGAUGAGCGCUUUGAGCUUGAUGUAGUUUUAGAGACCAAUCUGGCAACAAUCCGGGUUCUGGAAGCAAUACAGAAGAAGCUUUCCCGCUUGUCUGCUGAGGAACAAGCCAAAUUUCGCUUGGACAACACCCUUGGGGGCACAUCAGAAGUCAUCCAUAGAAAAGCACUCCAGAGGAUAUAUGCUGAUAAAGCAGCUGACAUCAUUGAUGGUCUGAGAAAGAAUCCCUCCAUUGCUGUUCCGAUUGUCCUUAAAAGGUUGAAGAUGAAAGAGGAAGAAUGGCGAGAAGCUCAGCGAGGCUUUAACAAAGUAUGGCGAGAACAAAAUGAGAAAUACUACUUGAAGUCUCUGGACCACCAGGGGAUCAACUUUAAACAGAAUGACACAAAGGUCCUGAGGUCUAAGAGCUUACUCAAUGAGAUUGAGAGUAUCUAUGAUGAGAGGCAAGAGCAGGCUACGGAGGAGAAUGCUGGUGUACCUGUUGGCCCACACCUCUCACUUGCGUAUGAAGACAAACAAAUACUGGAAGAUGCUGCUGCUCUGAUUAUCCACCAUGUGAAGAGGCAGACAGGCAUUCAGAAGGAGGACAAGUAUAAGAUAAAACAAAUCAUGCAUCAUUUUAUUCCAGAUUUGCUCUUUGCCCAAAGAGGUGAUCUCUCAGAUGUGGAGGAAGAGGAAGAAGAAGAGAUGGAUGUAGAUGAAGCCACAGGGGCAGUUAAGAAGCACAAUGGUGUUGGGAGCAGUCCCCCUAAGUCCAAGUUACUGUUUAGUAACACAGCAGCUCAAAAAUUAAGAGGAAUGGAUGAAGUAUACAACCUCUUCUAUGUCAAUAACAACUGGUAUAUUUUUAUGCGACUGCACCAGAUUCUCUGCCUGAGGCUGCUACGGAUUUGUUCCCAAGCCGAACGACAAAUUGAAGAAGAAAACCGAGAGAGAGAAUGGGAACGGGAAGUGCUGGGCAUAAAGCGAGACAAGAGUGACAGCCCUGCCAUUCAGCUACGUCUCAAAGAACCUAUGGAUGUUGAUGUAGAAGAUUAUUACCCAGCUUUCCUGGACAUGGUGCGGAGCCUGCUGGAUGGCAACAUAGACUCAUCACAGUAUGAAGAUUCACUGAGAGAGAUGUUCACCAUUCAUGCCUACAUUGCCUUUACCAUGGACAAACUGAUCCAGAGCAUUGUCAGACAGCUGCAGCAUAUCGUGAGUGAUGAGAUAUGUGUGCAGGUGACUGACCUUUACCUGGCAGAAAAUAAUAAUGGGGCCACUGGAGGCCAGCUGAACACACAGAACUCAAGGAGCCUCCUGGAGUCAACGUAUCAGCGGAAAGCUGAGCAGCUAAUGUCAGAUGAGAAUUGCUUUAAGCUUAUGUUUAUUCAGAGCCAAGGCCAGGUCCAGCUGACUAUUGAGCUUCUGGACACAGAAGAGGAGAAUUCGGAUGACCCUGUGGAAGCAGAGCGCUGGUCAGACUACGUGGAGCGAUACAUGAAUUCAGAUACUACCUCUCCUGAGCUUCGUGAACAUCUAGCACAGAAACCAGUAUUUCUCCCCAGGAAUCUACGGCGGAUCCGGAAAUGUCAGCGUGGUCGAGAGCAGCAGGAAAAGGAAGGGAAGGAAGGAAACAGUAAGAAGACCAUGGAGAAUGUGGAUAGUCUGGAUAAGCUGGAGUGUAGAUUCAAGCUGAAUUCCUACAAGAUGGUGUAUGUGAUCAAAUCAGAGGACUAUAUGUAUCGGAGGACUGCCCUGCUCCGGGCUCAUCAGUCCCAUGAGCGUGUAAGCAAGCGUCUACAUCAGAGAUUCCAGGCCUGGGUAGAUAAAUGGACCAAGGAGCAUGUGCCCCGUGAAAUGGCAGCAGAGACCAGCAAGUGGCUCAUGGGUGAGGGGCUGGAGGGCCUGGUGCCCUGUACCACCACCUGUGAUACAGAGACCCUGCAUUUUGUGAGCAUUAACAAGUAUCGUGUCAAAUACGGCACAGUAUUCAAAGCCCCUUAACUGCAAAGCCAGAGCAGAUAACUUGGGGUGUGUGGGGGGGUGUGUGUGUAGGCCUAUGCAUUCACACACUGAAGAAACAAGGAAGAUGCCUUUCAAGCCUCACUGGGCCUCUCUGGGACAUGGCCACCUGACCUGUGUGUGGCUGGUGCAGCCUGGCACCAAGUGGGCUACCUGUUAGGAACAUGAAUACCUUACAAAGCUGAAGCUGGAACUUUUCCAAAGGGUUUUGGGUAUAGCCUGCCCUGGAGGGGAAGGAAGUCCUUGCAAGCAAAGACGUGCAGUUUGCUUGCACACACCAGCAGAGCUAAGACUGGAGUCUCCUGUGGCCUAACUUUCAGUGAGGGAACCGGAUGCUGUUCACACUUUUGACUGGAUGGAGAUGCAUUUACAAAACAGACUGGGGAAGGACUUAAUACUCAGAUGGAUUGGAACUAUCAUGGUCACUGCUCCUCUCCCCUCCCCACAAAAGGAAAAAAAAAAAAACUGGAUUUGAUUUUUUUUUUUUCUGGUCACUUGAGCACAUCUAAGAUCACCCAUUAGGUUUUAUCUGGGACCUGCAGUUUGGCUUUGGGAUUGAUCAUCUUGUGGAUUUUAUUCCUGACGAAUCCCUUGCUGCCUACCCUUUCCUUUGGUUCUCAACCUCAACGAGUUCAAAUCAGUCGUCCUUUUUAGCUCCCGUGGAACUGUUUUGUAUCUGCCUCUUUACUAGUCUACCCUAGUGCCAUCCACCAGCUUUACUCUCUGACACACACAUGCACACACACACGAUUUUAACUUGUUUUUUUGUACAUAAUGUACAUACUGUCAAUUUUUUAUUAAAAGAAAUAUGCUUUGAUGUGCUAGCAUAAUUGCUCUAGCUUCUUGUGUACCAUAGUACUAUGUGGCUUCAGAUUUAGUACCUAUGAACAGAUGUACAAGACAUUUAUUACACUUUUUACCAAAGGGAGUUACCAUUGUAGUACUUUUGUGUAAAACUUGUCUUCCCCUUUGCCCCCAACUUUUUUUUUUUUUUUUUUUUGUAAAUAAAUAAAGCUUGGUUCUUACUUAAGGAAUAAACUCUCAACCCACGUCCCUUGUCCUCACCAGAAAAUACUGUGAAGCAGGGAUUUUGGUUUCAGUUCCUUAUCCAGGGUAGAAACAGGAUUUUGCUUUAAAUACUUGUUACUUGUUCCAAAUCAAAAUAUUCCAAAAUCUUAGAAUACUUCAGUCUUUUAGUACAUGUUUUUUCCCCUUGUUCAACUAUCUGAAAAUAUUUUAUAUUUGGGUAAGUUGUCAAGCUAUGUAGUUUGUAUUUCUAUAUAUUUUUUCUUAUUCACAUUGGUGAUGGAUGGGGGUGAGCAACUUAAAUACCAAACCAGUAUUUGAAAAAAAGUGUGUAUAAGGCAUGUGGUAUACCUUAUAAAUGGGGUUGGGAGGGAGAGAAUUUGAAAUGGGAUACCUAUUUUUUUAAUUACAUAAAUUUAAACUAGCAUUUAAACAUGAAUGAUUAGAAUUUUUCUAUGUGGUUAACCUGGACUUUCUGAACAAAGACCAACUGAGCCCCCAGUACUCUGGUGGAUUUUUCUUCAGCAACCAUUACGCAAGUCUUAGUCGUAAGCAGCAAUGUUUUGUGUGUUUUAUGUUUGCUUUUUAGUUAAAAAUCACCACCACAACCACCAAAAAGAAAAAUUUUUUGGUUCUUGGAUUUUCAAAAUACAUGAUAGACCUGAUUUUAGGCUUUUAUUAUUGUUUAAAGACAAAGUCUCACUUUAUGACCCACACUGGAGUGCAGUGGCACGAUCAUAGCUCACUGCAGGCUUGACCUCCCAGGCUCAAGCAGUCCUCCCACCUCAGCCUCCUGAGUAGCUGCAUGCCACCACACCCAGCUAAUUUUUUAACUUUUUGUAGAGACAGGGUCUUGCUAUGCUGCCUAGGCUGGUCUCAAACUCCCCUCCUCAAGCUGUCCUUCCACCUUGGCCUCCCAAAGUGCUGAGAUUACAGGUGUGAGCCACCAGAGCCGGCCUGAUUUUAGGCUGCUUUUGUACUGGGGAGAGGAGACUGUGAGCCAAAGUGUAGGGUGCCAAAAAGAGCUUUGUGGGAUAAGAUUUUAGGGCAAAACUGGGGCAAUGUCUAACUUGGGAGUGGUCAUACGUACUGAUUUUGGGGAAAGAUCCUGAGGUUUUCUCAGAAAUGAUUCACCUAUUUCCCUGUGUUCCCUCAAGAAAGGUCAUGUUGACCUGGAACCAUAGGGGAAAUUGGUGGGGUGUGAUCAGGGUCAGCCCUGGCUGUUGCUGCCCCUGCACAGUGUUACAUCCAGAGCACCUGCCUGCAGGUCAGGAUAGGAUUUCAAGGCCAGUUCAGGAGAAAGUCCCAACCCACCAGUGCAACCAACAGAAGACAGUUUUACCUAUAGCCUGGGUUUUCACAAGUAGCAUUUUUAUUCCUCCUGCUGUCUGACAUCUGAGCUCCAAGCUCUAAACCCAACCUGUAUUAUAUGCAGCAGCAGGUUAUCUUUAUUUUAAAUCACAUUUGGUAUUCUGUACUUAGUCACCUUUCCGUGUGAUUUGCAUUUGAAAUGUUGUAAACUUGGUCCGUAUUUCCAUUAAAAUAUCAGGGCUAA
Cercocebus atys (sooty mangabey) is the source of this 7177-nucleotide messenger RNA. RefSeq names its product SIN3 transcription regulator family member A (gene SIN3A). NCBI's taxonomy places the organism in Eukaryota, Metazoa, Chordata, Mammalia, Primates, Cercopithecidae. Gene Ontology annotation, cellular component: chromatin. Gene Ontology annotation, biological process: negative regulation of transcription by RNA polymerase II. Gene Ontology annotation, molecular function: transcription corepressor activity. The coding region runs from base 757 to 4578 and encodes 1273 amino acids. The record is from RefSeq and is a predicted model, not a curated record. The transcript is spliced from 21 exons.